AAUUCUCCCUCUGUUUGCUAUUUAUACCAGCCCUAGUUGGAGAUUUCCACUUUGGGUUUAUCUGAGUGUAGUUGACCUGUUGUCUGAGCUUUACUGAUUCAAAAACCAUGCCUAAGUGCCCUAGCUGUGCAAAAGAAGUUUAUUUCGCCGAGAAGGUGACUUCUCUUGGCAAAGAUUGGCACAGAGCAUGUCUGAGAUGUGAAAAAUGCAAGAAAACUUUAACUUGCGGCAGCCACGCUCAGCACGAAGGAAAACCAUACUGCAACAUACCGUGUUACAGCGCGCUGUUUGGGCCAAAGGGGUUCGGCCAUGGAGGAACAGAGUCACACACGUACGAUCCCAAGGCGAAAAAGCCCACCACACAAACGCAAGGACACGCAACAAACAGCCGAUUGCUAAACCUCAAAAUGCCCAAGUGCCCAAAAUGCAGCAAGGAGGUCUAUUUCGCGGAGAGGGUGACCUCCCUCGGAAAAGACUGGCACCGGCCGUGUCUCAAGUGUGAGAAAUGCAAAAAAACGUUGUCUCCUGGAAGUCAUGCAGAGCAUGAAGGAAAGCCCUACUGUCACAAACCCUGCUACGCCGCUAUGUUUGGCCCUGGAGGCUUUGGGCAUGGAGGCACCGAGUCGCACAAAUACUGAAACCCUGUACAUCACAUUAGAUAACCGACGUGGCGGAAAAAGUCGUUCGAUGUUUUAACCUUGUAGUCUCGCCAUGGAAACAAUGUCUGUGUAGAUGCUGAUAAUAAAAACUGCUUCCUAAAGCAAGAA
Nematostella vectensis (starlet sea anemone) is the source of this 767-nucleotide messenger RNA. RefSeq names its product cysteine-rich protein 2. The record is from RefSeq and is a predicted model, not a curated record. The coding region runs from base 108 to 638 and encodes 176 amino acids. NCBI's taxonomy places the organism in Eukaryota, Metazoa, Cnidaria, Anthozoa, Actiniaria, Edwardsiidae. The transcript has 8 exons.